Messenger RNA from Colletotrichum truncatum, 1032 nucleotides. Its product is annotated as branched-chain amino acid. NCBI's taxonomy places the organism in Eukaryota, Fungi, Ascomycota, Sordariomycetes, Glomerellales, Glomerellaceae. Gene Ontology annotation, biological process: carboxylic acid metabolic process. Gene Ontology annotation, molecular function: catalytic activity. The record is from RefSeq and is a predicted model, not a curated record.
AUGGCUCAGCCCGAAUCUAAGAACCAACCAGCUACAAGCCAUACAUCUGUUUUCAAUGCCAAGAAUGCAUCCAUAUUAGUUGGCAUUCGCGAUGGAGUCACCAACAAAUUCCGCCUGGUCCCUAGAGACCAAGCAAUGGUCUCGGUAUUCGACUCCAGUUUUCUUAUUGGUGAUGGUAUAUGGGAAGGCAUUCGGGCUGUCAGGGGUCGCAUCCAGUUCGCCAAGGAACAUAUCAACCGGCUAUUUCAAUCUGCGAAGGCUAUGUACAUGGACCUGGGCCUGACGAAGGGUGACCUCUUAUCUUUACUUCAUCGAACCCUUGACGCCAACGAUAUGGGCGGCGAGCCUCACGUACACAUUCGCCUUGUGGUCAGCCGAGGCCUGAAGUCAACCCCUUAUCAGAACCCACAUGUGAACAUUGGGCUUCCGCUCAUUGUCAUUAUCCCCGAGAUCAAGGCCGUUGAUCCGGCCGCAAAGGAACGUGGCCUGCGUCUUGGCACAACGUGGGUACGCCGUGGCCCGCCCGACGUCAAGGACGAGCAGUGGAAUCACAUCUCCAAAGCCACAGACGUCCAAGCCUGCGUGAGCGCCAAUGUGAUGGGCGUCGACGAGGCUCUGAUGCUGGAUCUCAAUGGCUUUGUCAAGACUUGCAACUCCGUUAACUUCUUUAUCAUCCGCGGAGACGAGGUUUGGGCGCCGACUAAGGACAAUCAGAUGCAGGGUAUCACUCGUCAGAAGACCAUCGACGUGUGUCGCGCCAAUGGCAUCACUGUCCGGGAGCUCGAUUUUGCGUUGACUGAGGUGUAUGGUGCCGACGAGGCCUUCUGCACCGGAACGUUCCCAUCUCAGAUUCAUGUCACCGAGGUAGAUGGGCGGAAACUGGGAGAUGGACAGAAGGGGCCCAUGACUGCCGCUAUCCAGAAAUUAUACGCAGCGGAGGUGGCACGGGAUGUGGCUAGAUCGAGAGAGGAGAUUCUGGCUGAUCUGGAAAAACCGCGAGACUUGAGUAUUUUGAAGUGUUUGAAGCUGUAA